Gadus chalcogrammus (walleye pollock) is the source of this 7224-nucleotide messenger RNA. Its product is annotated as E3 ubiquitin-protein ligase RBBP6-like. Lineage: Eukaryota; Metazoa; Chordata; Actinopteri; Gadiformes; Gadidae. Bases 1 to 5313 code for a protein of 1770 amino acids. The record is from RefSeq and is a predicted model, not a curated record. The transcript has 11 exons.
AUGACCAACAAAACAUGGGCAGCCGUGAACAACUUUAAGAACGAGACGGGCUACACCAAACUCGGGCGCAAGCAGCUGCAGCAGGUGGCGCCGUCUGUGCCCCGCCCCCUGCCCCCCCGCCACGUGCCCUCCAGGCAGCAGGACCCACUGAUGGCCCACGUCGCCAUCCCGCCCCCCCGCGCCCUCCCCCCCGCCGCCCCCGCCGUCGCCCCACCGCAGCCUCUGGUCGUGCUGCCUCCCCCGGUUGUUUCGGCGCCGCCUCCCGCCGCCGCCGCCGCCACCACCACCGCCGCCAUUGUGCGACAGGACACCCCCCCACUGGCCCCGCCGCCGACCCAGGACUCCCGGGAUCGCCAUGACAACCGGGACGUCCAUGACAACAGGGAAAUCCCCGACAACCGGGACCUCCACGAUGCCCGGGACAAUAGGGAGCACCAUGACAACCGGGACGCUCGGGACAGCCGGGAUCACGGCGACGCCCGUGACACCCGGGAUCACCAUGACAACCGGGACCACCACGACCCCCGGCAUGACCCCCGAGACCAGCACCACCACCACCACCCCAGAGACCAACACCACCACGACCCCCGGGAGCGCCACGACGUCCACUCCCCGAUGCAGUCCGGCGGCCAGAGGGAACCACCCCCGCCAGGUGAGGCGGACCACGACCCACACAUGAUGAUGAACCAAGGUCCACCGCACGACGGCAGGCCACAGGUCCCCCGCCACGCCCCCAUCAGCCCCACAGAGGAGGAGGUCCAAAACUUCCGGCCCCGUGAGGAUCACCCCCCACCCCGGAUGCAGGUGGCCCCCUUCCCGCCCAACGCCGCGCCCCCGGUUUACGCCGCCCCCGCGCUCUAUCCCCCUCCCCCCCAGAUCUACCCGCCCCCCUACUCCACGGGACCCGGCCUCAUCCCGCCGCCCCCCGUCGGCUACCAGCCCCAGCCCAUGUACCCCCCCGGGAUGCAGGGCAUCAACCCCCCCUGGAUGCCCCCCAACAACCAGCACCCCCUCGGGCCCCACCCGCCCCCCCUCAACCAGCCCCACCUCUCCAAGGAGGAGUUCUACCGGCAGCACCAUCUCCAUCACCACCCCGACGAGGUAACCUCCAAGCUUGACGAGUUCACUAAAGACUUCCACAAAGAGCUGAUGAAGUACUGCAGUGCGCCAAAGAGACGCAGACGGUCUUACACCAGGUCGCGGACCUACAGCCGCUCGCCGUUCAGCCGCUCUCCCUUCUCCAGGUCCCGGUCCCGGUCCCGGUCGUACUCCUACACCCCAAGCCGCUCGCGCUCGCGCUCCCGCAACCGGUCCUACCCCCGCUCGCCCUUCUCCCGGCGCAACGGGCGCAGCUACGGCCGCACGCGCUCCCGUUCCCGCUCUCGCUCCAGGCCGUACACGUACCGUCGGUCGGGCUCUCCGCGCUCUCCCGGGCCGUACCGCCCCCCCGGUGGUCAAGGCUGGGACGGCGCAGACGGAGCCGCCUUCAGGUCCAGGUCCCGUUCCCGCACCCCUGGCGGCUUCCGGAGGGUCAGUCCCGGCGGCGGUGGAGGCGCUGGCGGAGGCGGUCGCAAACCCCCGCCGCGGGAGCCGCCGCCCUUCGACGGGCGGGACAUGAGCCCCGGAACCCACGAGCGCUGGGAAAGGGACGGCUACAGGCAGUGGGAGAGGGACUACCGGGACUACUACAAGUACUACAGGGACUACGACGGCCAGCCCCCGCACCACAGGGCGCACGGCAGCCGGGACCGGGAGAGGGACCGGCUCUCGCCCCCGCCCAGAGACUACUCCCCCCAGGGCAAGAGCCGGAGGGGGCGGGACGGCGACCGAGGCGCGCCCUCGUUCCACCAGCCCUCCUCCUCCUCCGGGACCAAGAGCAGCAGCAAGAGCAGCAAGUCCAAGAAAGUGAAGAAGAAGAAGAACGGGGACGAGUCGGAGGCGGCCCACCAGUCCAUGGACCGAGGGGACGCCACCCCCGUCCGGGACGAGCCCAUGGACGACGCGCCCAACCUCUCCAAGACGCCCCCCAGCUCCUCCAAGAGCAGCUCCGCCGCCAAGGCCGCCACCAGCAAGAGCUCCUCCUCCUCUGCGUCCGCCAAGACCUCGUCCAAGUCAGGGAAGACCUCGUCUGACAAGAGCAAGAAGGACAAGACAUCCAAGGUCAAGGUCAAGGUGAAAACCGAGGCCGCGAAGGUCAAAGGUAAAAAAGCGGUGCCGGACGCAGCACCGGCCAAAAAGAAGGAGGGCUCCUCUUCCUCCUCCUCCACCACCGCUGCCGCGGCUCCUCCUCCUCCUCCUCCUCCUCCUCCUCCUCUUUCGAAGUCGUCCAAGACCACCAAGGCCCCAGGGCCCGAGGAGACCAGCGUCCCGGCCGUCGUGAAGAAGGACAAGGCCAAGGCGCCCGCGCCGCGGCCCGUCCCGAUCAAACCCCGCCUGGUGUCCUCUCGGAUCCAACCCCCGCCCCCCCCGGUUCUCCUGGACCCCCCGCGGCCCGUCGUCGACCUCCACGGCGGGCGGGACCCCCUGAAAAACGCCGGCCUCCUGCCGCUCCCGAUGCAGCACGGGCUCCUGAUGCUGCCCCACCACCCCUCCUUCCAGAUGGACAAACGCAGGCGGCCUGGGGAGGAGCGGCCGCCUUUCCUUCUGGGGCUGCCCCCAAACAAGCUGCGGUGCAUCGGGGUACCCGGGAUGGGGUUGGACCGCCUCCCUCACACCCAGAUGGUGCUCCCGGCGCAGCUCCUGAGAGUCCCCAGUGCCAUGGACCGACCAGGAAUACUGCCCACCCCGGGAGCGCCCCGUGAUCCAGGGCGAGGGGACAUGGGCCAGCGAGACAUGGGCCAACGGGACUUGGGCCAACGGGACUUGGGCCAACGUGACUUGGGCCAACGUGACUUGGGCCAACGUGACUUGGGCCAACGAGACAUGGGCCAGCGAGACAUGGGCCAGCGAGACAUGGGCCAGCGAGACAUGGGCCAGCGAGACAUGGGCCAGCGAGACAUGGGCCAGCGAGACAUGGGCCAGCGAGACAUGGGCCAGCGAGACUUGGGCCAACGUGACUUGGGCCAACGUGACUUGGGCCAACGAGACUUGGGCCAGCGAGACAUGGGCCUGCGGGACAUGGGCCUGCGGGACAUGGGCCAGCGAGACAUAGGCCAGCGCGACAUUGGCCAACGUGACAUAGGACAGCGAGACAUAGGCCAGCGCGACAUAGGGCAGCGAGACAUGGGCCAACGAGAUGUAGGCCAGCGAGACAUGGGAUGGGUGGACAUCAGACCCCUAAUGGACCUCCAGGUGAAGCCGAUGGCCCCUAGGAGGAUCAAGCUGAACCGCGACCUGGGGAGAAAGAAUAGCACCGAGGGUCCUUCCACAGACAAACCCCCCGCCGCGCCAGAGAAGACCCCCAGCGCCACAGACAAAGCAUCUUCUGGCAGCACCCCCACAGGCGAGAGGCCCCCCAGAGGUCCAGAGCCGACCGGGAGGAGGGAGAGAUCGGUGUCCCGGGAAAGGGGUGGCUCCAGAGAGAGGCCGGGGAGCGGCAGGGAUCGGGACCAACGCAUGGGACUGGACCGGGACCGGGACAGAGUCUCCGGUGCCGACAGAGAACGGGAUAGAAUUCCAGGGUCGGACAGGGAAAGGGACACGAAUUUGGGAACAGACCGGGAACGGGACAGAAUUUCCAGAUCAGACAGGGAUAGGGACCGAGACAGGGACAGAAUCUCCGGAUCGGACCGCGAUAGGGAAAGAGUUUCAGGAUCUGACCGAGACAGGGACCGACCUCCCGGAUCGGAUCGCGAGAGGGACCGAGGCCCCGCGUCGGACAGAGAGCGGGACAGACUCCCAGGGUCGGACAAAGGGCGAGAGAGGGCUCCGGGAUCCGGCAAGGAGCGGGACAGAUCCCGCGGGCCGGACCGUGAGCGGGGCCAGAGCUCCGACUCGGACAGACACCGGGAGAAAACCUCUGCCGCGCCGGCGGCCGAGAAGAUGGCGGUGACGGUGGAGAGGGACGCCGCCGACGGACAGCGCCUGGUGAAGACCGACAAAAGUGACUCCGGCGGCGGCGCCGUCGGGAGAUCCGUCUCCGUGGACAAGAUGACCAUCGCCGAGCGGUCGGCCAUCGCCAGGAAGACGGCGGAGCCCGCGGAGAAGGCACGCCGGUCUUCCAAGGAGAAGGACGCAGAGUCAUCGGAGAAGGGGCCCAAGACUGACAGGGCUGUCUCCAAAGACCGAGCAGAGAGGACGGGGACCUCUGGAGAGAAGCCAGCUGCUGCUCCCAGAGAAGCAGGGAAGGGCAGCGACUCCUCAGCGACAAAGAGCAGAUCCAGGGUGAACCGCAAGGCUUUGACUAGCCGCCCCUCUGGCAGCAGGCCAGCCGAGACGGGGAGGUCGGACUCUGAUCAGAACCAGAGGUCCGGGAGCUCCAAGGACUCUGACCCCCGGUCACAGAGCCCCGGCGACGGCCGCAAACACAGCCCCACCCCGGAGCCCAGUCCAGGACGCGUCGAGGUCCUCAUCCAGCCCCCGCCUCGCUCCAAGUGGGAGCGAGACGACGAGGAGGAAUGGCCUGAGAACGGACUAGCUGCGCCCGCCGAGAAACCUGCGUCGCCCCCCAGAGGCCGAGAGAAGGAAAAGCACCCCGAUGCCCCCAAACCCGUAAAGAGCCUGGCCAGGGACGGCCCCAAGGAGGAGAAGAGAGGGGCCGCCAAAGAGGAGAAGACCACAACGCCGGCAGCAACGACGACGACGGGGAAAGGUGUAAAGCAGGAGGGCAAGGCUGUGAAGACCUCCCAGGCGGUCAAGGCCAAAGCCCCCCGGGACGAGAGCCGAGGACACGGCCGGACGGACGGACGGAGCGGCGAGAGGGAGGAGCCCAAAGGCGUCGCCGCGAAGGAGGAGCGGGCCCCGGGAGGAGCCGGCCGGGAGGAGAGCCGAGGCCCCGAGCCCAGGCGACAGCGUCUGUGCUCCGACCUGGGCCGCGAGACGGACGAGGCGGCCUUCGUGCCGGACUACAGCGAGGGCGAGGGCUCCGAGCCCCAGAAGGGCGGCAGCGUCAGCGCCAGCCCCUCCCACAGCGUGGCCUCAGGCAGCCCGGCCCACAGCAACGCCAGCGGCUCGGUGGCCACCACCGCCACGGGCGACAAGAAGAAGAAGAAGAAACGCAAGAAGGACAAGAAACACAAGAAGCACAAGAAGCACAGCGGCCAGGACGCGCCAGAGGACGCCGAGUCCAAGGAGCGCAAGCACAAGCACAAGAAGAAGAAGCAUAAAAAGAGCAAGGAGGCGGAGGAGCCCGGGAGCAAGACACCCCAAGAGUAGCCACCAGCGCUCGCCUGUCCAAGCCCCCCUCGCCGCUACUGCCCACUUGGGUUUUUCAUCUCCACCUGCCGAGGGUGCAUGUAGUUGACAACAACCCCCCCCCCCCCCCCUAAUCAUCAGGCUGCUCCUUGCAGACCUGUCGUGCGGCUGGCCUGGCACUGUGCUCCUGAACACUUGUGACCCUGCCUUUUGCAAGAAGACAAAGAGCGUGUGCUCCUCGUUUUAGUCUCCCAUGUUGAUUGAGACUUCUGCAGAUGCUACACUUAGGGCGGCAACAUCAAGACCUACACAGAACACUUGCCCCCCCCCCCCCUCCCCGCCUCUUAAUCCGAAGCACUGAUGUGAAAGAGUAUAGGGGCAGUGGCGCCUUAUUGUAUUUGUCGACCUGGAGCGUGUCUUGAAAAGAGUUUCUGAGUGAGUCAUACCCACUGGGGUCCUGACUGCGUGGAGGUCUCCGACGGUGCCUGGGUUCGAGCGAUCAACCAGCGGCCGUUGGCGGAGCUGAAGGAAAGCUUCGCUGCAGGGUCCCUGGCUCCACGGCGUCGGGCCGGAGGCCGCCAGGGUCCAGGUGUCUGAACGGACAGCGUACUCAGGGAUGUGUUUGAGAGGGGGGUAUUACCGCGUCGUUGUCCUUUAAAAGUUUGAUCUUGUAAAUAGCGUUGAGCUAUUGCCUAAUCUGUUGAUGUUCAGUGCAGGACCCUGCGAUGCCCCCCCCCCCCCCCCCCUCUAUGCACCUUACGUCGAGCCACUUGAUUGACUUUGGAGACGGUUGGCUCUGAGACACAUCCCCGGAUCAGGGGUGUGUUCAUGGACAACUGCAUGUUUUUUUUUGUUUUUUUUGUCGUUCCAAAGUUGCAGUAGUUUGUAUCACAAUGUGAAUGCCACAGGGUGUGCGUACUAUGAAUAGUGUGUGUGUGUGUGUGUGUGUGUAACCUAAAUGAGCUGUGUGACUGGAACAAGGGGUGCUUGAGGAUCUCUUUACUUCAAAUUGAAAUGACGGUUCUUUUUUCUUUUUUUAAUUAAAGAUGUUAUGACUUCUACACGAUUUGUUGUUUUUUUUAUUUAGGUAAUAAACUUGAAGGGUAAAAAUGCAUUGUGUCUUGUCAUUUCAUUAGCUUUCAUUUGAUUUAAAGCAACGUUAAAUGUUUACUUGUGGUAUGAAUUGGAUAAGCUUGAUCAUGCAGUAGUAUACUUUCAGGCGGAAACGUUUUUUUGAUUACACAGAUGGGUGAAUUCAGGGUAACGUUGUUUUCCUUUUUUCUCUUGUUUUUCCCAAGUACAGUCAAAUUUAAGCGUUUGUGAAUUGAAAGUUUAAUUAUGUCAUCACUAAGAACCUCCAUUGGACAUAAUGUAUCCGAAGUGCUUCGGUCUGGCGAGCAAACGGAAAAAAGGUAAUGGCUAAUUGGCAAGAAAAAUAAUUUGCAGAGCAAAACCUUUUUUGAAGUUAAGUGACAUAUGACUUAUUGUUUACCUACCUCUAGCAAAUUACUUCACAUUAUUGGUACUAUUUUACCCAAAUAAGGCAGUAAUAUGCUACGUUACAGAGACUAUUCUCGGACCAAGCAAUCCUAAUAUAGAAAUAUCUAAAGCCUGAUUUGUGAGACUACAAAGAGUCCAUUACAAAAUGCUGAUCAUGUACCCUUAUGAAAUUGCACAGGGCGACACCCAGGGAAACUGGAUACAUUCUGUGGGUAGACAGAAGGCCUACUAUAAUCAUAACUAUAACAAGCAUAUAGUUUAUGAGGCCACGGCGCCCUCAAACAUUCAUUGAGUUAAAAAGGCGAGUCGUUGCGCUCUAGGAAGCUUUUAUUCCCCCGGGACGAUGUUUUAAACAAACCUUGCGUUCGUGACCGGAUAUGUGUGCAGUGCCACAUUGUGAACGCUAAAAGGCGCUGUGACUCCGAAUAGUUU